This is a messenger RNA of Xyrichtys novacula (pearly razorfish), 23158 nucleotides long. Lineage: Eukaryota; Metazoa; Chordata; Actinopteri; Labriformes; Labridae. The record is from the annotation of a GenBank genome assembly.
CAGUUGACUUGGCGGUUUGAGGUAGGCUGAUCAAGGGCUUGCACUGGCCGGCGCAUGUCGACCUGUCACAUGUUCCAGUCGAGUCUCCGAGCUCAAUCUGUGUGUAAAAAUUAUGUGUUGGUAGAAAGUUUAAUGACUCAGCUCAGUUGGUAUGCUAUGCUGUCUAUCUUUUAGACUAUGUGUUUGUAGAGCAAUAUUAUGUAUAUAUUAUGUUACAGGGCUAGGAAAAGGUUAAAGGUUUUUGGCGUUAGGGUUAAAAUCACUGUCCAAAACCUUUGUAGGAACUCUUUUCCAACCUUUUGGAGGGAGCUAGACUAGAAAAAAAAGAAAAAAGAAAAAAAAAAAUUUGGGGUGUUUGGGCUUCCUGAAGGUAAUACCCGGGUAUUAGGUUAUGGGGCUAGGGUAAGAUUUAAGGCUUUAGGCGUAUGGGUUAAUAUCAGUGUCCAAAACCUUUUUAGGAACAUGUUUCAGACCUUUUGGAGUUAGUUAUACCGAAAAAAAAUGAAAAAUGAAAAAAAUAUAUUUGGGGUGUUCGGGCUUCCUGAAGGUAAUUAGGUUUUGGGGCUAGGGUUAGGUUUAAGGUUUUUGGCGUAUGGGUUAAAAUAACUGUCCAAUAUUUUUUAAGGAACAUGUUUCAGACCUUUGGGAGUUAGUUAGACAAAAAAAAAGAAAAAGAAAAAAAAAUAUUUGGGGUGUUCGGGUUUCCUGAAGGUAAUACCCGGGUAUUAGGUUAGGGGGCUAGAGUAAGGUUUAACGUUUUUGGUGUAAGAGUUAAAAUCAUUUUCCAAAACCUUUUUAGGAACAUGUUUAAGACCUUUUGGAGUUGGUUACACCAAAAAAAAAUGUAAAAUGAAAAAAAAAAUAUUUGGGGUGUUCGGGCUUCCUGAAGGUAAUACCCGGGUAUUAGGUUAUGGUGCUAGGGUAAGGUUUAAGGUUUUUGGCGUGAGGGUUAAAAUCACUGUCCAAAACCUUUGUAGGACCUCUUUUCCAACCUUUUGGUGUAAGUUAGACCAAAAAAAAACGAAAAUUGAAAAACAAAUAUUUGGGGUUUUUGGGCUUCCUGAAGGUAAUAUCCGGGUAUAAGGUUAUGGGGCUUUGGAAAGGUUUAAGGUUUUUGGCGUGAGGGUUAAAAUCACUGUCCAAAACCUUUGUAGGAAGUCUUUUCCAACCUUUUGGAGUUAGUUAGACAAAAAAAAAAAGAUAAAUGAAAAAAAAAUAUUUGGGGUGUUCGGGCUUCCUGAAGGUAAUACCCGGGUAUUAGGUUAUGGGGCUAGGGUAAGGUUUAAGGUUUUUGGCGUAAGGGUUAAAAUCACUGUCCAAAACCUUUUUAGGAACAUGUUUCAGACCUUUUGGAGUUAGUUACACCAAAAAAAUGCAAAAUGAAAAAAAAUUUUUUUUGGGUGUUCGGGCUUCCUGAAGGUAAUACUAGGUUUCUGGGCUAGGGUAAUGUUUAAGGUUUUUGGCGUUAGGGUUAAAAUCAAUGUCCAAAACCUUUGUAGGAACUCUUUUCCAACCUUUGAGAGCAAGUUAGACCAAAAAAAAAGAAAAAUAAAAAAUAUAUAUUUGGGGUGUUCGGUCUUCCUGAAGGUAAUACCCGGGUAUUAGGUUUUGGGGCUAGGGUUAGGUUUAAGGUUUUUGGCGUUAGGGUUAAAAUAACUGUCCAAUAUUUUUUAAGGAACAUGUUUCAGACCUUUGGGAGUUAGUUAGACAAAAAAAAAGAAAAAGAAAAAAAAAUAUUUGGGGUGUUCGGGUUUCCUGAAGGUAAUACCCGGGUAUUAGGUUAUGGGGCUAGGGUAAGGUUUUAGGUUUUUGGCGUGAGGGUUAAAAUCACUGUCCAAAACCUUUGUAGGACCUCUUUUCCAACCUUUUGGUGUUAGUUAGACAAAAAAAAAAACGAAAAAUGAAAAAAAAAUAUUUGGGGUUUUUGGGCCUCCUGAAGGUAAUUCCCGGGUAUUAGGUUAUGGGGCUUUGGAAAGGUUUAAGGUUUUUGGCGUGAGGGUUAAAAUCACUGUCCAAAACCUUUGUAGGAAGUCUUUUCCAACCUUUUGGAGUUAGUUGAACCAAUAAAAAAAUGAAAAAUGAAAAAAAAAAAAUUGGGGUGUUCGGGCUUCCUGAAGGUAAUACCCGGGUAUUAGGUUUUGGGGCUAGGAUUAGGUUUAAGGUUUUUGGCGUUAGCGUUAAAAUCACUGUCCAAUAUUUUUUAAGGAACAUGUUUCAGACCUUUUGGAGUUAGUUAGACCAAAAAAAAGAAAAAAGAAAAAGAAAUAUUUGGGGUUUACGGGCUUCCUGAAGGUAUUAGGUUUUGGGGCUAGGGUAAGGUUUAAGGUUUUUGGUGUCAGGGUUAAAAUCACUGUCCAAAACCUUUUAAGAAACAAGAUUCAGACCUUUUGGAGUUGGUUACACCAAAAAAAAAUGUAAAAUGAAAAAAAAUAUAUUUAGGUUGUUCGGGCUUCCUGAAGGUAAUACCCUUAAGGUUUAAGUAUUAGGUUAUGGGGCUUGGAUUAGGUUUAAGGUUUUUUGCGUAAGGGUUAAAAUCACUGUCCAAUAUUUUUUAAGGAACAUGUUUCAGACCUUUUCGAGCUAGUUUGACCAAAAAAAAAAAAGAAAAAGAAAAAAUAUAUAUUUGGGGUGUUCGGGCUUCCUGAAGGUAAUACCCGGGUAUUAGGUUAUGGGGCUAGGUUAAGGUUUAAGGUUUUUGGCGUGAGGGUUAAAAUCACUGUCCAAAACCUUUGUAGGAAGUCUUUUCCAACCUUUUGGAGUUAGUUAGACAAAAAAAAAAAGAUAAAUGAAAAAAAAAUAUUUGGGGUGUUCGGGCUUCCUGAAGGUAAUACCCGGGUAUUAGGUUAUGGGGCUAGGGUAAGGUUUUCAGGUUUUUGGCGUAAGGGUUAAAAUCACUGUCCAAAACCUUUUUAGGAACAUGUUUCAGACCUUUUGGAGUUGGUUACACCAAAAAAAAUGUAAAAUGAAAAAAAAUUUUUUUUGGGUGUUCGGGCUUCCUGAAGGUAAUACUAGGUUUCUGGGCUAGGGUAAUGUUUAAGGUUUUUGGCGUAAGGGUUAAAAUCAAUGUCCAAAACCUUUGUGGGAACUCUUUUCCAGCCUUUGAGAGCAAGUUAGACCAAAACAAAAAGAAAAAUAGAAAAUAUAUAUUUGGGGUGUUCGGCCUUUCUGAAGGUAAUACUAUAAUAUGAGGUUAUGGGGCUAGGGUAAGGUUUAAGGUUUUUCAGCGUGAGGGUAAAAAUCACUGUCCAAAACCUUUGUAGGAAGUCUUUUCCAACCUUUGGGAAUUAGUUAGACAAAAAAAAAAAGAUGAAUGAAAAAAAAAUAUUUGGGGUGUUCGGGCUUCCUGAAGGUAAUACCCGGGUAUUAGGUUUUGGGGCUAGGGUUAGGUUUAAGGUUUUUGGCGUUAGGGUUAAAAUAACUGUCCAAUAUUUUUUAAGGAACAUGUUUCAGACCUUUGGGAGUUAGUUAGACAAAAAAAAAAGAAAAAGAAAAAAAAAUAUUUGGGGUGUUCGGGUUUCCUGAAGGUAAUACCCGGGUAUUAGGUUAUGGGGCUAGUGUAGGGUUUAAGGUUUUUGGCGUUAGAGUUAAAAUCAGUGUCCAAAACCUUUUUAGUAACAAGAUUCAGACCUUUUGGAGUUGGUUACACCAAAAAAAAAUGUAAAAUGAAAAAAAAAAAAUUUGGGGUGUUCGGGCUUCCUGAAGGUAAUACCCGGGUAUUAGGUUUUGGGGCUAGGGUAAGGUUUAAGGUUUUUGGUGUUAGGGUUAAAAUCACUGUCCAAAACCUUUGUAGGAACUCUUUUCCAACCUUUUGGAGUUAGUUAGACCAAAAAAAAACGAAAAAUGAAAAAAAAUAUUUGGGGUUUUCGGGCUUCCUGAAGGUAAUACCCGUGUAUUAGGUUUUGGGGCUAGGGUAAGGUUUAAGGUUUUUGGUGUUAGGGUUAAAAUCACUGUCCAAAACCUUUGUAGGAACUCUUUUCCAACCUUUUGGAGUUAGUUAGACCAAAAAAAAAAAACGAAAAAUGAAAAAAAAUAUUUGGGGUUUUUUCGGGCUUCCUGAAGGUAAUACCCGGGUAUUAGGUUUUGGGGCUAGGGUUAGGUUUAAGGUUUUUGGCGUUAGGGUUAAAAUCACUGUCCAAAACCUUUGUAGGAAGUCUUUUCCAACCUUUUGGAGUUAGUUAGACAAAAAAAAAAAGAUAAAUGAAAAAAAAAUAUUUGGGGUGUUCGGGCUUCCUGAAGGUAAUACCCGGGUAUUAGGUUAUGGGGCUAGGGUAAGGUUUAAGGUUUUUGGCGUAAGGGUUAAAAUCACUGUCCAAAACCUUUUUAGGAACAUGUUUCAGACCUUUUGGAGUUGGUUACAGCAAAAAAAAUGUAAAAUGAAAAAAAAAUUUUUUUGGGUGUUUGGGCUUCCUGAAGGUAAUACUUUGUAUUACCUUUGUACGAAGUCUUUUCCAACCUUUUGGAGUUAGUCUUUUGUAGGAAGUCUUUUCCAACCUUUUGGAGUUAGUUAGACAAAAAAAAGGAACAUUUAGGAACAUGUUUAAGACCUGUUGGAGUUGGUUACACCAAAAAAAAUGUAAAAUGAAAAAAAAUAUAUUUGGGGUGUUCGGGCUUCCUGAAGGUAAUACCCGGGUAUUAGGUUUUUGGGCUAGGGUAAGGUUUAAGGUUUUUGGUGUUAGGGUUAAAAUCCCUGUCCAAAACCUUUGUAGGAACUCUUUUCCGACCUUUUGGAGUUAGUUAGACCAAAAAAAAAGAAAAAAGAAAAAAAAUAUAUUUGGGGUCUUCGGGCUUCCUGAAGGUAAUAAGGUUUAAGGUUUUUGGCGUUAGGGUUAAAAUCACUGUCCAAAACCUUUUAAGAAACAAGAUUCAGACCUUUUGGAGUUGGUUACACCAAAAAAAAUGUAAAAUGAAAAAAAAAAUAUUUGGGGUGUUCGGGCUUCCUGAAGGUAAAACCCUUCAGCUUUAAGUAUUAGGUUAUGGGGCUAGGAUUAGGUUUAAGGUUUUUGGCGUAAAGGUUAAAAUCACUGUCCAAUAUUUUUUAAGGAACAUGUUUCAGACCUUUUGGAGCUAGUUUGACCAAAAAAAAAAAAGAAAAAGAAAAAAUAUAUAUUUGGGGUGUUCGGGCUUCCUGAUGGUAAUACCCGGGUAUUAGGUUAUGGGGCUAGGUUAAGGUUUAAGGUUUUUGGCGUGAGGGUUAAAAUCACUGUCCAAAACCUUUGUAGGAAGUCUUUUCCAACCUUUUGGAGUUAGUUAGACAAAAAAAAAAAAGAUAAAUGAAAAAAAAAAUAUUUGGGGUGUUCGGGCUUCCUGAAGGUAAUACCCGGGUGUUAGGUUAUGGGGCUAUAGUAAGGUUUAAGGUUUUUGGCGUUAGGGUUAAAAUCACUGUCCAAAACCUUUGUAGGAACUAUUUUCCAACCUUUUGGAGUUGGUUACACCAAAAAAAAUGUAAAAUGAAAAAAAAUAUUUUGGGUUUUCGGGCUUCCUGAAGGUAAUACCCGGGUAUUAGGUUUUGGGGCUAGGGUUAGGUUUAAGGUUUUUGGCGUUAGGGUUAAAAUCACUGUCCAAUAUUUUUUAAGGAACAUGUUUCAGACAUUUGGGAGUUAGUUAGUCAAAAAAAAAAAAGAAAAAGAGAAAAAAAAAUUUGGGGUGUUCGGGCUUCCUGAAGGUAAUACCCGGGUAUUAGGUUAUGGGGCUAGGGUAAGGUUCAAGGUUUUUGGCGUUAGAGUUAAAAUCACUGUCGAAAACCUUUUUAGGAACAUGUUUAAGACCUGUUGGAGUUGGUUACACCAAAAAAAAUGUAAAAUGAAAAAAAAAAUAUUUGGGGUGUUCGGGCUUCCUGAAGGUAAUACCCGGGUAUUAGGUUUUGGGGCUAGGGUUAGGUUUAAGGUUUUUGGUGUUAGGGUUAAAAUCAUUGUCCAAAACCUUUGUAGGAACUCUUUUCCAACCUUUUGGAGUUAGUUAGACCAAAAAAAAGAAAAAAGAAAAAUAUAUAUUUGGGGUCUUCGGGCUUCCUGAAGGAAAUACCCAUUUUAGGUUAUGGGGCUAAAGUAAGGUUUAAGGUUUUUGGCGUUAGGGUUAAAAUCACUGUCCAAAACCUUUUUAGGAACAUGUUUCAGACCUUUUGGACCUAGUUUGACCAAAAAAAAAAGAAAAAGAAAAAAUAUAUAUUUGGGGUGUUCGGGCUUCCUGAAGGUAAUACCCGGGUAUUAGGUUAUGGGGCUAUAGUAAGGUUUAAGGUUUUUGGCGUUAGGGUUAAAAUCACUGUCCAAAACCUUUGUAGGAACUCUUUUCCAACCUUUUGGAGUUAGUUUGACCAAAAAAAAUGUAAAAUGAAAAAUAAAUAUUUGGGGUCUUCGGGCUUCCUGAAGGAAAUACCCAUUUUAGGUUAUGGGGCUAGGGUAAGGUUUAAGGUUUUUGGCGUUAGGGUUAAAAUCACUGUCCAAAACCUUUUUAGGAACAUGUUUCAGACCUUUUGGAGUUGGUUACACCAAAAAAAAUGUAAAAUGAAAAAAAAAUAUUUGGGGUGUUCAAGCUUCCUGAAGGUAAUACCCGGGUAUUAGGUUAUGGGGCUACAGUAAGGUUUAAGGUUUUUGGCGUUAGGGUCAAAAUCACUGUCCAAAACCUUUGUAGGAACUAUUUUCCAACCUUUUGGAGUUAGUUAGACCAAAAAAAAAAACGAAAAAUGAAAAAAAAUAUUUUGGGUUUUCGGGCUUCCUGAAGGUAAUACCCGGGUAUUAGGUUUUGGGGCUAGGGUUAGGUUUAAGGUUUUUGGCGUUAGGGUUAAAAUCACUGUCCAAUAUUUUUUAAGGAACAUGUUUCAGACAUUUGGGAGUUAGUUAGUCAAAAAAAAAAAAGAAAAAGAGAAAAAAAAAAUUGGGGUGUUCGGGCUUCCUGAAGGUAAUACCCGGGUAUUAGGUUAUGGGGCUAGGGUAAGGUUCAAGGUUUUUGGCGUUAGGGUUAAAAUCACUGUCCAAAACCUUUGUAGGAACUCUUUUCCAACCUUUUGGAGUUAGUUUGACCAAAAAAUUAAAAAUGAAAUUAAUUUUUUUUGGGGUGUAAAGGCUUCCUGAAGGUAAUACCCUUGUAUUAGGUUAUGGGGCUAGGGUAAGGUUUAAGGUUUUUUGGCGUUUGGGUUGAAAUCACUGUCCAAAACCUUUGUAGAAACUCGUUUCCAACCUUUUGGAGUUAGUUAGACCAAAAAAAAAUGAAAAAUGAAAAAAAAAUAUUUGGGUUGUUCGGGCUUCCUGAACGUAAUUCAUGUAUUAGGUUAUGGGUUUAGGGUAAGGUUUAAGGAUUUUGGCGUUAGGGUCAAAAUCACUGUCCAAAACGUUUAUAGGAACUCUUCUCCAACCUUCUGGAGUUAGCUGGACCAAAAAAAAAAUGAAAAAUGAAAAAUAAAAUUGGGGGUUUUCGGGCUUCCUGAAGGUAAUACCCGGGUAUUAGGUUUUGGGGCUUUGGAAACGUUUAAGGUUUUUGGCGUAAGGGUUAAAAUCACUGUCAAAAACCUUUGUAGGAACUCUUUUCCAACCUUUUGGAGUUAGUUAGACCAAAAAAAAUAAAAAUAAAAAAUAUAUAUUUGGGGUGUUCGGGCUUCCUGAAGGUAAUACCUGGGUAUUAGGUUAUGGGGCUAGGGUAAGUUUGAAGGUUUUUGGCGUUAGGGUUAAAAUCACUGUCCAAAACCUUUGUAGGAACUCUUUUCCAAACUUUUGGAAUGAGUUAGACCAAAAAAAAUGAAAAAUGAAAAAAACAUAUUUGGGGUGUUCGUGCUUCCUGAAGGUAAUACCCGAGUAUUAGGUUAUGGGGCUUUGGAAACGUUAAAGGUUUUUGGCGUUAGGGGUUAAAAUCACUGCCAAAACCUUUGUAGGAACUCUAUUCAAACCUUUUGGAGUUAGACCAAAAAAAAAAUGAAAAUGAAAAAAAAAUAUUUGGGGUUUUCGGGCUUCCUGAAGGUAAUACCCGCGUAUUAGGUUUUUGGGCUAGGGUAAGGUUUAAGUUUUUUGGCAUUGGGGUUAAAAUCACUGUCCAAAACCUUUGUAGGAACUCUUUUCCAAACUUUUGGAGUUAGUUCGACUAAAAAAAAAAUAAAAAAUAAAAAUAUAUAUAUAUAUUUGUGGUUUUCAGGCUUCCUGAAGGUAAUACCCGGGUAUUAGGUUAUGGGGCUAGGGUAAGGUUAAAGGUUUUUGGCGUUAGGGUUAAAAUCACUGUCCAAAACCUUUGUAGGAACUCUUUUCCAACCUUUUGGAGUUAGUUAGAAAAGAAAAAAAGGAAAAAUAUAUAUAUAUAUAUAUAUAUUUGUGGUUUUCGGGUUUCCUGAAGGUAAUACCCGGGUAUUUGGUUAUGGGGCUAUGGUUAGGUUUAAGGUUUUUGGCGUUAGGGUUAAAAUCACUGUCCAAAACCUUUGUAGGAACUCUUUUCCAACCUUUUGGAGUGAGUUAGACCAAAAAAAAAUGAAAAAUGAAAAAAAAAUAUUUCGGGUUUUCAGUCUUCCUGAAGGUAAUACCCGGCUAUUAGGUAAUGGGGCUAUGGUAAGGUUUAAGGUUUUUGGCAUUAGGGUUAAAAUCACUGUCCAAAACCUUUGUAGGAACUCUUUUCCAACCUUUUGGAGUGAGUUAGACCAAAAAACAAAUGAAAAAUGAAAAAAAAAACAUAUUUGGGGUGUUCGGGUUUCCUGAAGGUAAUACCCGGGUAUUAAGUUAUGGGGCUUUGGAAUGGUUUAAGGUUUUUGGCGUUAGGAUUAAAAUCACUGUCCAAAACCUUUGUAGGAACUCUUUUCCAACGUUUUGGAGUUAGCUAGACCAAAAAAAAAAAUGAAAAAUGAAAAAAAAAUGGGGGUGUUCUGGCUUCCUGAAGGUAAUACCCGGGUAUUAGGUUAUGGGGCUAGGGAAAGGUUUAAGGUUUUUGGCGUGAGGGUUAAAAUCACUGUCCAAAGCCUUUUUAGGAACAUGUUUCAGACCUUUUGGAAUUAGUUAGACCAAAAAAUAACGAAAAAAGAAAAAAAAAACAUAUUUGGGGUGUUCGGGUUUCCUGAAGGUAAUACCCGGGUAUUAGGUUAUGGGGCUUUGGAAAGGUUUAAGGUUUUUGGCGUUAGGGUUAAAAUCACUGUCCAAAACCUUUGUAGGAACUCUUUUCCAACCUUUUGGAGUUAGUUUGACCAAAAAAAAACCAAAAAUGAAAAAAAAAAUAUUUGGGGUCUUCGGGCUUCCUGAAGGUAAUACCCGGGUAUCGGGUUUUGGGGCUAGGGUAAGGUUUAAGGUUUUUGGCGUUAGGGUUAAAAUCACUGUCCAAAACCUUUGUAGGAACUCUUUUCCAACCUUUUGGAGUUAGUUAGACCAAAAAAAAAUGAUUAAUUAAAAAAAAUAUAUUUGGGGUGUUCGGGCUUCCUUAUUAGUAUUAGUUUAUGGGGCUUUGGAAAGGUUUAAGGUUUUUGGCAUUAGGGUUAAAAUCACUGUCCAAAACCUUUAUAGGAACUCUUUUCCAACCUUUUGGAGUUAGUUAGACCAAAAAAAAAAAAAUGAAAAAGGAAAAAAAAAUUGGGGGUUUUCGGGCUUCCUGAAGGUAAUACCCGGGUAUUAGGUUAUGAGGCUUUGGAAAGGUUUAAGGUUUUUGGCGUUAGGGUUAAAAUCACUGUCCAAAACCUUUGUAGGAACUCUUUUCCAACCUUUUGGAGUUAGUUUGACCAAAAAAUUAAAAAUGAAAUAAAUUUUUUUUGGGGUGUAAAGGCUUCCUGAAGGUAAUACCCUUGUAUUAGGUUAUGGGGCUAGGGUAAGGUUUAAGGUUUUUUGGCGUUUGGGUUGAAAUCACUGUCCAAAACCUUUGUAGAAACUCGUUUCCAACCUUUUGGAGUUAGUUAGACCAAAAAAAAAUGAAAAAUGAAAAAAAAAUAUUUGGGUUGUUCGGGCUUCCUGAACGUAAUUCAUGUAUUAGGUUAUGGGUUUAGGGUAAGGUUUAAGGUUUUUGGCGUUAGGGUUAAAAUCACUGUCCAAAACGUUUAUAGGAACUCUUCUCCAACCUUCUGGAGUUAGCUGGACCAAAAAAAAAAUGAAAAAUGAAAAAUAAAAUUGGGGGUUUUCGGGCUUCCUGAAGGUAAUACCCGGGUAUUAGGUUUUGGGGCUUUGGAAACGUUUAAGGUUUUUGGCGUAAGGGUUAAAAUCACUGUCAAAAACCUUUGUAGGAACUCUUUUCCAACCUUUUGGAGUUAGUUAGACCAAAAAAAAUAAAAAUAAAAAAUAUAUAUUUGGGGUGUUCGGGCUUCCUGAAGGUAAUACCUGGGUAUUAGGUUAUGGGGCUAGGGUAAGUUUGAAGGUUUUUGGCGUUAGGGUUAAAAUCACUGUCCAAAACCUUUGUAGGAACUCUUUUCCAAACUUUUGGAAUGAGUUAGACCAAAAAAAAAUGAAAAAUGAAAAAAACAUAUUUGGGGUGUUCGUGCUUCCUGAAGGUAAUACCCAAGUAUUAGGUUAUGGGGCUUUGGAAACGUUAAAGGUUUUUGGCGUUAGGGGUUAAAAUCACUGCCAAAACCUUUGUAGGAACUCUAUUCAAACCUUUUGGAGUUAGACCAAAAAAAAAAUGAAAAUGAAAAAAAAUUAUUUGGGGUUUUCGGGCUUCCUGAAGGUAAUACCCGCGUAUUAGGUUUUUGGGCUAGGGUAAGGUUUAAGUUUUUUGGCAUUAGGGUUAAAAUCACUGUCCAAAACCUUUGUAGGAACUCUUUUCCAAACUUUUGGAGUUAGUUCGACUAAAAAAAAAGAAAAAAAAAAAAUAUAUAUAUAUAUAUUUGUGGUUUUCAGGCUUCCUGAAGGUAAUACCCGGGUAUUAGGUUAUGGGGCUAGGGUAAGGUUAAAGGUUUUUGGCGUUAGGGUUAAAAUCACUGUCCAAAACCUUUGUAGGAACUCUUUUCCAACCUUUUGGAGUUAGUUAGAAAAGAAAAAAAGGAAAAAAAAAAAUAUAUAUAUAUAUAUAUAUAUAUUUGUGGUUUUCGGGUUUCCUGAAGGUAAUACCCGGGUAUUUGGUUAUGGGGCUAUGGUUAGGUUUAAGGUUUUUGGCGUUAGGGUUAAAAUCACUGUCCAAAACCUUUGUAGGAACUCUUUUCCAACCUUUUGGAGUGAGUUAGACCAAAAAAAAAUGAAAAAUGAAAAAAAAAUAUUUCGGGUUUUCAGUCUUCCUGAAGGUAAUACCCGGCUAUUAGGUAAUGGGGCUAUGGUAAGGUUGAAGGUUUUUGGCGUUAGGGUUAAAAUCACUGUCCAAAACCUUUGUAGGAACUCUUUUCCAACCUUUUGGAGUGAGUUAGACCAAAAAACAAAUGAAAAAUGAAAAAAAAACAUAUUUGGGGUGUUCGGGUUUCCUGAAGGUAAUACCCGGGUAUUAGGUUAUGGGGCUUUGGAAUGGUUUAAGGUUUUUGGCGUUAGGAUUAAAAUCACUGUCCAAAACCUUUGUAGGAACUCUUUUCCAACGUUUUGGAGUUAGCUAGACCAAAAAAAAAAAUGAAAAAUGAAAAAAAAUUGGGGGUGUUCUGGCUUCCUGAAGGUAAUACCCGGGUAUUGGGUUAUGGGGCUAGGGAAAGGUUUAAGGUUUUUGGCGUGAGGGUUAAAAUCACUGUCCAAAACCUUUUUAGGAACAUGUUUCAGACCUUUUGGAAUUAGUUAGACCAAAAAAUAACGAAAAAAGAAAAAAAAAACAUAUUUGGGGUGUUCGGGCUUCCUGAAGGUAAUACCCGGGUAUUAGGUUAUGGGGCUUUGGAAAGGUUUAAGGUUUUUGGCGUUAGGGUUAAAAUCACUGUCCAAAACCUUUGUAGGAACUCUUUUCCAAACUUUUGGAGUUAGUUAGACCAAAAAAAAUAAAAAUAAAAAAUAUAUAUUUGGGGUGUUCGGGCUUCCUGAAGGUAAUACCUGGGUAUUAGGUUAUGGGGCUAGGGUAAGUUUGAAGGUUUUUGGCGUUAGGGUUAAAAUCACUGUCCAAAACCUUUGUAGGAACUCUUUUCCAAACUUUUGGAAUGAGUUAGACCAAAAAAAAAUGAAAAAUGAAAAAAACAUAUUUGGGGUGUUCGUGCUUCCUGAAGGUAAUACCCGAGUAUUAGGUUAUGGGGCUUUGGAAACGUUAAAGGUUUUUGGCGUUAGGGGUUAAAAUCACUGCCAAAACCUUUGUAGGAACUCUAUUCAAACCUUUUGGAGUUAGACCAAAAAAAAAAUGAAAAUGAAAAAAAAAUAUUUGGGGUUUUCGGGCUUCCUGAAGGUAAUACCCGCGUAUUAGGUUUUUGGGCUAGGGUAAGGUUUAAGUUUUUUGGCAUUAGGGUUAAAAUCACUGUCCAAAACCUUUGUAGGAACUCUUUUCCAAACUUUUGGAGUUAGUUCGACUAAAAAAAAAGAAAAAAAAAUAUAUAUAUAUAUAUAUUUGUGGUUUUCAGGCUUCCUGAAGGUAAUACCCGGGUAUUAGGUUAUGGGGCUAGGGUAAGGUUAAAGGUUUUUGGCGUUAGGGUUAAAAUCACUGUCCAAAACCUUUGUAGGAACUCUUUUCCAACCUUUUGGAGUUAGUUAGAAAAGAAAAAAAGGAAAAAAAAAAAAAAUAUAUAUAUAUAUAUUUGUGGUUUUCGGGUUUCCUGAAGGUAAUACCCGGGUAUUUGGUUAUGGGGCUAUGGUUAGGUUUAAGGUUUUUGGCGUUAGGGUUAAAAUCACUGUCCAAAACCUUUGUAGGAACUCUUUUCCAACCUUUUGGAGUGAGUUAGACCAAAAAAAAAUGAAAAAUGAAAAAAAAAUAUUUCGGGUUUUCAGUCUUCCUGAAGGUAAUACCCGGCUAUUAGGUAAUGGGGCUAUGGUAAGGUUGAAGGUUUUUGGCGUUAGGGUUAAAAUCACUGUCCAAAACCUUUGUAGGAACUCUUUUCCAACCUUUUGGAGUGAGUUAGACCAAAAAACAAAUGAAAAAUGAAAAAAAAACAUAUUUGGGGUGUUCGGGUUUCCUGAAGGUAAUACCCGGGUAUUAGGUUAUGGGGCUUUGGAAUGGUUUAAGGUUUUUGGCGUUAGGAUUAAAAUCACUGUCCAAAACCUUUGUAGGAACUCUUUUCCAACGUUUUGGAGUUAGCUAGACCAAAAAAAAAAAUGAAAAAUGAAAAAAAAUUGGGGGUGUUCUGGCUUCCUGAAGGUAAUACCCGGGUAUUGGGUUAUGGGGCUAGGGAAAGGUUUAAGGUUUUUGGCGUGAGGGUUAAAAUCACUGUCCAAAACCUUUUUAGGAACAUGUUUCAGACCUUUUGGAAUUAGUUAGACCAAAAAAUAACGAAAAAAGAAAAAAAAAACAUAUUUGGGGUGUUCGGGCUUCCUGAAGGUAAUACCCGGGUAUUAGGUUAUGGGGCUUUGGAAAGGUUUAAGGUUUUUGGCGUUAGGGUUAAAAUCACUGUCCAAAACCUUUGUAGGAACUCUUUUCCAAACUUUUGGAGUUAGUUAGACCAAAAAAAAUAAAAAUAAAAAAUAUAUAUUUGGGGUGUUCGGGCUUCCUGAAGGUAAUACCUGGGUAUUAGGUUAUGGGGCUAGGGUAAGUUUGAAGGUUUUUGGCGUUAGGGUUAAAAUCACUGUCCAAAACCUUUGUAGGAACUCUUUUCCAAACUUUUGGAAUGAGUUAGACCAAAAAAAAAUGAAAAAUGAAAAAAACAUAUUUGGGGUGUUCGUGCUUCCUGAAGGUAAUACCCGAGUAUUAGGUUAUGGGGCUUUGGAAACGUUAAAGGUUUUUGGCGUUAGGGGUUAAAAUCACUGCCAAAACCUUUGUAGGAACUCUAUUCAAACCUUUUGGAGUUAGACCAAAAAAAAAAUGAAAAUGAAAAAAAAAUAUUUGGGGUUUUCGGGCUUCCUGAAGGUAAUACCCGCGUAUUAGGUUUUUGGGCUAGGGUAAGGUUUAAGUUUUUUGGCAUUAGGGUUAAAAUCACUGUCCAAAACCUUUGUAGGAACUCUUUUCCAAACUUUUGGAGUUAGUUCGACUAAAAAAAAAGAAAAAAAAAAAUAUAUAUAUAUAUAUUUGUGGUUUUCAGGCUUCCUGAAGGUAAUACCCGGGUAUUAGGUUAUGGGGCUAGGGUAAGGUUAAAGGUUUUUGGCGUUAGGGUUAAAAUCACUGUCCAAAACCUUUGUAGGAACUCUUUUCCAACCUUUUGGAGUUAGUUAGAAAAGAAAAAAAGGAAAAAAAAAAUAUAUAUAUAUAUAUAUAUUUGUGGUUUUCGGGUUUCCUGAAGGUAAUACCCGGGUAUUUGGUUAUGGGGCUAUGGUUAGGUUUAAGGUUUUUGGCGUUAGGGUUAAAAUCACUGUCCAAAACCUUUGUAGGAACUCUUUUCCAACCUUUUGGAGUGAGUUAGACCAAAAAAAAAUGAAAAAUGAAAAAAAAAUAUUUCGGGUUUUCAGUCUUCCUGAAGGUAAUACCCGGCUAUUAGGUAAUGGGGCUAUGGUAAGGUUGAAGGUUUUUGGCGUUAGGGUUAAAAUCACUGUCCAAAACCUUUGUAGGAACUCUUUUCCAACCUUUUGGAGUGAGUUAGACCAAAAAACAAAUGAAAAAUGAAAAAAAAACAUAUUUGGGGUGUUCGGGUUUCCUGAAGGUAAUACCCGGGUAUUAGGUUAUGGGGCUUUGGAAUGGUUUAAGGUUUUUGGCGUUAGGAUUAAAAUCACUGUCCAAAACCUUUGUAGGAACUCUUUUCCAACGUUUUGGAGUUAGCUAGACCAAAAAAAAAAAUGAAAAAUGAAAAAAAAUUGGGGGUGUUCUGGCUUCCUGAAGGUAAUACCCGGGUAUUAGGUUAUGGGGCUAGGGAAAGGUUUAAGGUUUUUGGCGUGAGGGUUAAAAUCACUGUCCAAAACCUUUUUAGGAACAUGUUUCAGACCUUUUGGAAUUAGUUAGACCAAAAAAUAACGAAAAAAGAAAAAAAAAACAUAUUUGGGGUGUUCGGGCUUCCUGAAGGUAAUACCCGGGUAUUAGGUUAUGGGGCUUUGGAAAGGUUUAAGGUUUUUGGCGUUAGGGUUAAAAUCACUGUCCAAAACCUUUGUAGGAACUCUUUUCCAAACUUUUGGAGUUAGUUUGACCAAAAAAAAACCAAAAAUGAAAAAAAAAAUAUUUGGGGUCUUCAGGCUUCCUGAAGGUAAUACCUGGGUAUCGGGUUUUGGGGCUAGGGUAAGGUUUAAGGUUUUUGGCGUUAGGGUUAAAAUCACUGUCCAGAACCUUUGUAGGAACUCUUUUCCAACCUUUUGGAGUUAGUUAGACCAAAAAAAAAAUGAUUAAUUAAAAAAAAUACAUUUGGGGUGUUCGGGCUUCCUUAUUAGUAUUAGUUUAUGGGGCUUUGGAAAGGUUUAAGGUUUUUGGCAUUAGGGUUAAAAUCACUGUCCAAAACCUUUAUAGGAACUCUUUUCCAACCUUUUGGAGUUAGUUAGACCAAAAAAAAAAAAUGAAAAAGGAAAAAAAAAUUGGGGUUUUUCGGGCUUCCUGAAGGUAAUACCCGGGUAUUAGGUUAUGAGGCUUUGGAAAGGUUUAAGGUUUUUGGCGUUAGGGUUAAAAUCACUGUCCAAAACCUUUGUAGGAACUCUUUUCCAACCUUUUGGAGUUAGUUUGACCAAAAAAUUAAAAAUGAAAUAAAUUUUUUUUGGGGUGUAAAGGCUUCCUGAAGGUAAUACCCUUGUAUAAGGUUAUGGGGCUAGGGUAAGGUUUAAGGUUUUUUGGCGUUUGGGUUGAAAUCACUGUCCAAAACCUUUGUAGAAACUCGUUUCCAACCUUUUGGAGUUAGUUAGACCAAAAAAAAAUGAAAAAUGAAAAAAAAAUAUUUGGGUUGUUCGGGCUUCCUGAAGGUAAUUCAUGUAUUAGGUUAUGGGUUUAGGGUAAGGUUUAAGGUUUUUUGCAUUUGGGUUAAAAUCACUGUCCAAAACCUUUGUAGGAACUCGUUUCCAACCUUUUGGAGUUAGACCAAAAAAAACUGAAAAAUGAAAAAAAUAUCUAUCUAUCUAUUACUCAAAAUUGGGUUUAUGCUGUUCUUAUAUUAUGCAUAAAUCUUAACAGGCACUUCAGCGGUCAACCCUUUUUCACUCAGUUUACAGCCUGUGUUCUGCACAGAGUGGCCUCCACACAGCAGACAAACUACAAAAAAUAAUAAUAAUAAAACAGUUUGCUUAGGUGAUCAUUAAAAAUAUAUAUAUUUAGGAGUUCAACAACAUUACCUCAACUCCUGCAUGAGUUUUUUCUUCAGCAAGUGUAAUUCAUUGAAUUCAACAUCCUCUCAUCAUCACCAGACUAGACUACUAUUGGGCUAAACUAGAACCAAAUUGGACCAUCUAAAUAAAGCCCACUUUUCAACAUCUUUUUUUUGGGGGGGCUAAAAGACACUUCAGUAUGUCUUUGUUUUAAUCCUGACAAUACAUCAGUAUACUAGAUAUGCAUUUAGACUUAGGCUGUGUCUCAUUUCAGAGACCGCAUCGUGAUAAGCGCACUUAACGGCGCUUAGCUGAGUGCACUGCCGUUUUGAGCCGUUUUGAGCCGUUUUGCGCCGUUCUGUGCCCUUCCUGUGUCCCAUUUCAGAUACAGCAGCCACCGAACGGCGCAUCUGACGCGUACGUGAGGUCACCACGCGGCACGAACGGUGUCCCGUUUGGCACAAAAUACUAAACGCGCUUCAAAUUCGGUCUCAAAACCACACUACCCCCGCCUCUUUUUCAAGCGUGCAUUUAUGCACGCUUUCGUGCCAUCGGUAUCCCAGAAUUCUUUGCGUGCCGCUGCACAGCUGUGCAUUUCAGGUGAGAGGCUGGACUCGCUUGGAGACACAGCGCGUCUUCGAAGAAAAUACAAGCAAUCCAAAAACAGCAGACAGUCAGCUCAGGCUGUAUUAGAGCAUGAUCUCUGAACUCACUAAAAUCUGUUAACCAAACAUUAAAGAUUUAGAGACGAACUGAUCCGCUGUGUUACAACUAUCAAAAACAUUAGAAAUGAGAAAGCUGACAAAACUACAGCAGAGUAUCAGGACAACAUUGAGGUUUUUUUUUUCUUAUAAAAUUUAGAGAUUAAAGUUGUAAAUUUAGGAGAAUAAACUUGUAAAGUAUAUAAAGUCAUAAAGCUGCUUUUGUGGAAGGGGAAAUGACUGAAGCUGGUCAUCUGCAGGGUUAUCUGUGGAUGUAUCAGCGGGUCAUUCAGAGAGAUUUUGUGGUUUCUGAAGAAACAAUCAAACUGAUGAUGAUCAACAUUUGUGAUCCAGAGGGAGUCGUUGUCCUUGUUUGUGAAACCUAUACUGAAGCACAGUUCCUUCAAAUGCUUCAUGGUCCUAAUUUUAACAAAGUCUCAUCUGAAAUAACAGGAAACUUUAAUACUUUAUUCUCAUAAAUUAAUGACUUGAUUCUCGUAAAUUCACAACUUAAAUCUCGAAGUCCUUAAAGUCUUAAAUCUCAAUAUGGCCCUCAUACUCCUUCAUACAAAACAAUCAUUGGAUGAAUUGUGCUUGUAUGUAUCUACUAUUUUGUGUCUGUGCAAGGUCGCACAAUUAAAACAAUAAAUGCUGCGCUCCGCGGGUUUCCUUUAAGUCAGUCGUGACGCGAGCCUGAGGGCGGGGACAUUUGGCAACUCCACCAGGAAGUCCUCUGAAGGUCUCCAAAUGUCCCCGCCCUCAGGCUUACGUCACGACUGAUUAGAAAAAAAGCUGCGGAGCGCAGCAUGUAUUGUUUUAAUUGUGCGACCUUGCAUAGACACAAAAUAGUAGAUACAUACAAGCACAGGUCAUUCCCACAAAAUUCAUCCAAUGAUUCUCAUAAAUUCACGACUUAAGUCUUAAAAAAACAUUCUCAAUAUAGCCCUCAUAGUCCUUCAUACAAAACAAUCAUUGGAUGAAUUUUGUGGGAAUGAUCUGUGCUUGUAUGUAUCUACUAUUUUGUGUCUGUGCAAGGUCGCACAAUUAAAAAAUAAAUGCUGCGCUCCGCGGCUCUUUCAAGUCAGUCGUGACGCGAGCCUGACGGACCAUCUCACCCCUCUGAUUGGGUCGCCAAAUGUCCCCGCCCGCAGGCCCGGGUCACGGCUGACUUGAAUAAAAGCCGCCGAUCGCAGCAGGUGCAGGUGUAAACAAGCACAGGUGACAAAAAUGGAGAUCGCAUUGUGGCAAAUGGCUUUUGCCUUAAAUGAAGACUUGACGCUGCACCGCCGAGCAAGGCGGCGACGGAGGCGCCUUAUGUACUUUUUAUUGAGAAGGCGUGCCGAAAGUGGAGAGGUAAACCUGUUAUUUUAUCUGGCAUUCAUCAGCCACACGAUAGUUGUGCCAUUGUCACUCCCUGUGUAUCACGUGAAUUCCCCCUUUAAUUCACAACAGUACAUGUCAUGGAAAUCUUCAUAGGUGUCAAAAAAUAGUAUUUCGUUUACUAACAUCAGCUGAAAAGCCAACAUUGGCUGUUAGUACAUGAGACAUUAACCUGCACAAUUCACAAUCAUUGCAAGCGACAUCCAUGCCAUGACUGUUCUUUCUCCUGCUUUGUUCCUAACGCAUGCAGACCGGACCCCUGAACUGCAGGCUACAUACGGGGAUUCCGGUCCUCCAACGGUUUUUCGCCGGCGACGACACCAGGGAGGACUUCAGGCUGAGCCGAGAGUCCCUGGCAGUGCUGCUGGACCUCCUCCAUCAGGACCGGAGGCAUGGAUGGGGCGCCACAAUAGAGACUUUGGUUCUCCUCUUUUGGCUGGCCAGUGGGACAUCAUACCGGGUGGUCUCAAGGGUGUUUGGGAUGCCCCGCUCCACUGUCCACCGCAUCGUCCACCGAGUUACGGAGGAGGUAGUGGCCAUUCGCCACAGGGUCAUCUACCUCCCGAGGUCCGCUGACGACCUGGCAGCUGUAACUCGGGGGUUUGCAGGGCUGGCUAGGCACCGCGCUUUUCUCAAAGCUGCCGGUGCAAUCGACGGCUGCCAUGUUAGAAUUAAGCCACCAAGCGGUCCUGAUGGUCACUGCUACAUCAACAGAAAACUGUUUGCAUCAGUUAUCAUGCAAGCAGUCUGUGACCAUCAGGGCCGCUUUAUUGACACCUACGUGGGCUGGCCGGGGUCUGUGCAUGACGCAAGGGUACUCCGGCACAGCCCACUGUACAGGCAGAACAUCUACCCUCCUCCAGGGCAUUUCAUUCUGGCAGACAGCGGGUACCCGUGCCUCCAGCACCCACUCCCCCUCAUCACUCCCUACAGGCUGCAGGUGCGAGGUGUGGCGGCCCAGCGCUUUAACGGGCAUCAUGCCAGGGCACGCUCUAUAAUUGAGCGUGCCUAUGGCAUGAUGAAGACCCGAUUUCGAGCCAUCUUUUUAAAAGCGCUGGAGAUCCGCCACACCUUCGUGCCACAGGUACGUCAUCCCUGCACACAAUAUUUUUGUUAUACUUGAAUAUAUAUAAAUUAAUGAAUUAAAUAAAAAAAAACACGAAAACUUAUUAUAUAUUAUUAUACUUAUAUUGUUAUAUUUUUUUAUUUAUUAAAGGUCUACAUACUUUAUGUUCAUAUAAAUAUUCCUCUAAAAUUCAGGUCAUCACCGCUUGUGCCGUCCUGCACAAUAUCUGCCUGGGUGCCGGUGACACCAUGGCACCAGAGGAAGAUGUGCAGGACGGCAUGCCGGGGGAUGAGGUGGAGGACAGGCUGGAGGCAGUCAGUGGUGCCCGCUGGCGGGACAGAUUGUCCGCAGAGGUGUCGGCCCUGGAGGAGGUAGACCACGACCACGUCUACCUGUAAUCGGCAAGUACAAUUCAUCUAAAGUUUCUCCUCUGUGUGCCACAGAAUGUUUGUUGGUUACUGAUCAGCUUUUUAGACCUCAGAAGAUGCGACUUAAAAAUUGUUGGACUCUGUUAGCCUACUAUUGUUUCUCUCUUUAAAACAGGCAUGGCAGCCGUCGAACCAUCCCUGCAAACCCGGACGAUGUGGAGGACAGUGGAGACAUGCAUCCAAAACACCCAGACCACCCACAUGAUGUCCCACUGCCAGCAGACACCAGAGUCUCUAUUGUGGUGUCCCAUCCAGCCCAGCAGCACUGCCAGAGACUCCUGCUCAGCCUGGAGGAGGCACCAUGGGAGGGCAGGCAAUAGCCCAAAUGUCCUGAGUUGUUAAGUUCUGUUUAUACAGUGGUGCCUGUUUGAGUUAGCGUUUUGCCAAUGUUUAAAUCCGCCAAGGAGGUUAUGUUUUUGGUAGCGUUGGUUUGUUUAUUUGUUUGUCUGUUAGCAACUUUACGGAGAAACUUACAGACGGAUUGACCUGAAAUUUUCACCAGAGGUGCGUCUCAGCCCCAGGAGGAUCCCAUUACAUUUUGGUGGUGAUCCGGAUCGCCUUCUGGAUUGUUAGAGUAAUGUGUAUAAAAGUUUAUAGAAAUUAUCAGUAGCUUUAAAUGCCUUUACCUUUUGCUUCCUAACACAUGAGCAGACACUUGUGUGUUUUUCUUACAACUCUGAGCUUGCCUUCUUCCAGUAAGCAGAUAAGCAGAUGAGUACCUGUCUCCGCUGUGAACAGUUAACCACCACAAAGGAGACUGAAAUGUCAGCGGUCAUCUUGACAUCUACAGAAGAAGUCUGCACAUGCUUACUCUAGUAUAAUUAUGUGUCAUGAAAGUGCUUACGCUGCUGCAGAUUGUUUCCCCACCCUUUAGUGUAUGCAGCGUUUUGUAACUAGGGACCACCCUAAGGAUAAUGAAAAGCGAGGAGACGGCAAGGUACUCUUCAGAGCGGUUAAACAGUAACAGUAAAAGUUUUGGUGUGAAUCACAAUAUAAGGGGGGAUAUGAGCUGCUUGGUUGAGGUCUGCGCUCUCCGAGUGCUUUUCCAGUUUGUAUGUUGUUGACCUCAGUAUUUUAUUCCAUUUUCAUUUUCCUCACCUUUUAAUAAAAAGAUAUAACUCAAAAAUGAAAACUCUGAAAUCUUUAUUAUUCGAGGAUGUGUAGCGGUCGUACUUGCGUUGUGUAAUUAUUUCAGGAGGGAAACCGUACUUCUGUGGUUGGCACAGGCCGCCUAUUCAGCAUCUGGCAGAUAUUAACACAGUCAGGUCUUACACAAGACAUGCGGCCGCUCUUUCACUGCAAGCAUAAAAUUACAACAUAAGUACCCUCUUAAAUAUGGAACUUUAAAGAUAAUUAAAACAAAUAAUUACGGACAUCACAACAUGUGGACUUACCAGGCAAGCAGCGCAGGACAACUGUUGCUGCAUACCUGGGUUCACUUCCCAAAUCCCCAGGGGUGUUGCAUUUGAGGGCUGCAGGGAAUCUGAAUAUCAGUACUAAUCAUCCUUAAUAAAAGAACCCAAUGCGAGGCAUGGCAAGUGAAAUCACUAAACAUUAUUUGUAAUUCCGUUACGGAUGCACUGGAUGCUGUCUGGCCACCCUGUUGCCAACACAGCUUGAGGAGGGAUAAAUGAAUAGACUAGAGACGGUGUAAGCAACUUAGAAUUCUUUAAUAAAUUAAAUGCCAUUAUUAAUGUAAAAAAAUACAAAAUGUCCAUUCAAAUUAAAAAUUCCUUAAAUAAGAGUGAAUAUAAUAGUAACAUAAACAAAAACAAAUUAAUUACGGUCCGCCAUUUUUUCGAGGAGGGCCAGCAUCCGGUCCAUCCGCUCCUGGCUUCUGGCCUCAGCUUGUUGCUGAUUUUUAAUGUCAUGUUUUAUCAGAGCCAGGAGCGGAUCAGAUGCUGGCCUCCUCUUCCUUUGCGCUCUUAUGCUUGUCUGUUGGCCCAAUUCCAAACUCCACCCUAAGCCCUCAAGCCCUGCACCCUCAUUAGCUUAGGUUAAGUCAGCUGGUAAGUGCUUGGGAAUGGGAGUGUUUAAGGGCUCCAAAAGGGUAUAAAAGCAAUGGAACAGCCCUUUGUGACGUGCCACGUUACCUUGACGACAGACGACAACGUUGACAACCAAAGAUGCGACUGACACUUGCCUCUCUGGGCCUCUUAAUUCUGCAUUUAUUUCGCGGCCAGCGACGUUGCAGAAGAAAGGCCAACAUUGUUCCGCUCCUUUUGCACACACUUGCUCUUGAACAUAGACAACAGGUAAUUGGUAAAUAAUGAUUAGAUUGAUAAAUUAUAAAACCAGCAUUAAUGAUAGGUUAAGUGAUAUUGAAUGGUUUAAAGGUUGAAGCACUAGAUUCUGAAAGUAAUCACUGCUUUAGAGUGUUAGUUCAGUAUAAAAUGUAUUGAUUCAGAUAAAAGUUUGAAGUCAAAAUCAAUUUUCUUUGUUAUAAGAAUAACGCAUGCGUGUGUGUAUGUGUGUGUGUAUAUAUGUAUGUAUACACACACACACACACACACACACACACAUAUAUAUAUAUAUAUUUAUAAAUGCUGUGCACAUCAGCAUCACAUUGUCAUAAGUAUAAAGACUUUAAAAAGAAUAUAUGAGAAAUACGUCUUUUCCACGGGGAAAAAACUGGUGUACUUGAAGGAAAUCGCUGCUUUUGUGGAGGCAGAAAUGAAUAUGCUGAGGAUAUAUCUGUCAAUGCAGCCGUAAAUAUCCGUGAAUGACAUUGAGCUUUAGUUUAUGAUAUGAAUCCAUAUGCAGUAAUAAGGUGUUGGUGUCUCUGCAGGUGUAGGCUACCGCCGGUGUCAGAGACGUGGUGCUCGUCGGAGCUCGACUCCCUCUGGAUCACAAAUGUUGAUCAUCAUCAGUUUGAUUGUUUCUUCAGAAACCACAAAAUCUCUCUGAAUGACCCGCUGAUACAUCCACAGAUAACCCUGCUGAUGACCAGCUUCAGUCAUUUCCCCCUCCACAAAAGCAGCUUUAUGACUUUAUUUACUUUAUGACUUUAUUCUCCUAAAUUUACAACUUUAAUCUCUAAAUCUUAAAAGAAAAAAACCUCAAUGUUGUCCUGAUACUCUGCUGUAGUUUUGUCAGCUUUCUUAUUUCUAAUGUUUUUGAUUGUUGAAGCAGAGCGGAUCAGUUCGUCUCUAAAUCUUUAAUGUUUGGUUUACAGAUUUUAGUGAGUUCAGAGAUCAUGCUCUAAUACAGCCUGAGCUGACUGUCUGCUGUUUUUGGAUUGCUUGUAAUUUCUUCGAAGACGCGCUGUGUCUCCAAGCGAGUCCAGCCUCUCACCUGACAUGCGCAGCUGUGCAAAGCAUUCUGGGAUACCGACGGCACGAAAGCGUGCAUAAAUGCACGCUUGAAAACAUGCUAAGCGCGCUUAGCAUUUUUUAGCAUCUCGUGCCAAAUGGGACACCGUUCGCACCGUCGUGACGUCAUGCACGCUUCAAAUGC